AUGGAUCUACCUAGGUCUGAUGUGAUGAGACCUAACUGCAUCUAUUUUUGUGUCGCUGCAGGCUAUGCCAAUGAAGUCGGGGAGGCCUUCCGUGCUCUGGUGCCGGUGAGCUUCGUUUGGGGCAGCUAUGCUGUGUCCACUGCUUAUGUCACCGCCGAUGCGGUGGACAAAGGCAAGAAAGCAGCUGUGGUCCAUGGGGACAAUCCAGGGAGGACAACACGAGUGGCGGUAGCUGUGGUGGACACGUUUGUGUGGCAGGCCCUGGCUUCUGUCAUCAUCCCAGGCUUCACCAUUAACCGGGUGUGCGCCGCUUCCCUGUAUCUGCUGGGCAGAACCACCAAGUGGCCUCUGCCUGUACGCAAGUGGACCACAACCGCUAUUGGCCUCUCCACCAUCCCCUUCAUCAUCACUCCAAUAGACAGGUCAGUGGAUUUCCUGCUGGACUCAAGUCUUAGGAAGGUCUACAAGGAAACAAAGAAGGAAGAAUAAAGGGGGUGAUGCAGGAAAGACUGGAAACUCGCCAGUCUGUUGACCUGCACUGGUUAUUUAGACCAUCUGGAAAGCAGACAUGUAUUAGAGCAAUAUUUCACACUUACAUAGUGAUAUACCUGUUUUACUAUAGUUUUUUACAGCAGAGUUGAAUAUUUAUGUAAUAGGUCAGGGGGUUUAAGGGGAAAUCCUGCUCCUGUUUUAACUUCAGGGCAGACGGUUGUAUUACCAAAAUGAAUCUAAAGGAGAAAGUUGUCAGAUUAUAAUAGAUCAUAUUUUUUUCUGCAGGGAUAAGGUGAAAUACCUGGAAGGCAAUGAAAAUGUUAGAUUUUGCCAUCUUUGAAAAGAGAACUGAGCCGUUUACUCUGGAUUUUCUAUCAUUGAAUGCUUGAUUUCUUCUAAUUAGCCAUAUUUAAUGGUACGGUAGUAUAAUGGCAAGUCAAUGAGCCUGGUUGAAAUCAAAGUUUUUUCUUUUCCUUGAGAAUAUUUGUUACCAAAGAAAAAAUGCAGCACUUAGCUGAAGUUACUUGGGGCACUUUUCAGUCUAUCUUUCUUUUUAUGAAGGCCAGUGAACCUUUCUCUAAAGCCUUCUUUAAACAGUUCAUGUUUUUAUUUUUAUUUCUUAUUCAAUACACUGUAUAAAACAGGUUUACAGUUAGAGAUGGCAGUUCUAGAUAAUUAAACACCCUACACAGCAUCAAAUGUCAGUCUUGGCUUCAAAUUACUGAGGUUGCACAGUUUUACAUUUACAGUAUGUAUACUCAGCCUGAGCCAAGAAAAAAAAAACAGACUGUGCAAUCUAACUUUACCUCUAAAAUAAUUUCACUGUACGGGAAAUUUAAACUUAGCAUUGCAGUGAUCAGAUACACAUUAGGUUAAUAUUAUCUUUAUGUAAAAUUUAGGAAUAGCACAUUUAUUGAUGCUGCUUCAAGUCUGAUGCAACAUUUCUUAGAGCUAUGCAAGGGAAAUAUGUGUGUGUAUAUGUGAGCUUAUAUAGCAGGGAUUGGUUUCUGCAUUCAGAAUAGUAGGUCAAUUCUAUAUUUUAAAAUAUUUAGAAUUUAAGAAAGGAAAUUUGAGUUACAGCUGGAUCAACCUUUAACAGUUACCCUGGUUUUGAUCUGUCUUUACUUGUUUUAUCCUACUUAAGGAAAACCUGGUUCCAAGAUAUCUAAUUGCAUCAGGAAUUUGCACAACUUUUUUGUAGAUCAGAAUGUCAUCCCUAAAAUAAAUGUCUUUUAUGCUUCAUUUUUAACCACUUAUGCACAUAUUGUGUUACUUAUGCAAAAAAAAAGAGGGUCCCAGAGGUUUUUUAUCAGCCAGUUUAAUUCAUCAUAGCAGUGAAGCCAAAUGUUCUUCAAUCCAAACACAGAGUUGUAGCUGUGCCACAAUGCUUCACAAUAUUUUAUUGAUCCAUCCUUUCCUGCUGUGGUGUUAUAACAACCACCUAGAACAAAAAAAAAGUAGACCUCCCCCGUAAACAAAUGUUUAUAUUUAUGUAAAAUGUUAAUCUGAUUUUAAAGAGGCUUUAGAAACUACAGUUUCUGUUUACUUUUUGAUCAAUGUGAACCUGGGUCAUAUUUCAGCCUUAAUUGAAAAGAAACCUAGAAACGGUUUAUCACUGUUGAAUUUGAAGCUGAAAUGUAAAGCAAGUUGUUUGUGUUUUGAGUGUGUGCAAUCUUCUUAUUCUGCUGUUUUUUGGAUGUGGGGAAAUAAAACAUGUACUGUCUGAAAUGUCUC
Cyprinodon variegatus (sheepshead minnow) is the source of this 2226-nucleotide messenger RNA. It is a transcript of the gene mtfp1, whose product is annotated as mitochondrial fission process 1. Lineage: Eukaryota; Metazoa; Chordata; Actinopteri; Cyprinodontiformes; Cyprinodontidae. The record is from RefSeq and is a predicted model, not a curated record. Gene Ontology annotation, biological process: mitochondrial fission. The coding region runs from base 1 to 489 and encodes 162 amino acids. The transcript is spliced from 4 exons. Gene Ontology annotation, cellular component: mitochondrion.